Molecule: messenger RNA, 831 nt
Organism: Ornithodoros turicata
Lineage: Eukaryota; Metazoa; Arthropoda; Arachnida; Ixodida; Argasidae
Exons: 12
Coding region: 145-810 (221 amino acids)
Source: RefSeq, a predicted model, not a curated record
AUUUAGUAAAAUGUGCUUCUUGUUCUGCAGGUGGAACGGUACAAGAAAACAACCGCGGCAAUUUGGCCUCAGAAAACACCAAGAGGUGGAGCGAGACUGAGAACGACUGGCGAAAUUGAGCAUCAGAAAACACCAAGAGGUGCAAUGGUACAGGAAAAACAACCGCGGCAAUUUGGCCUCAGAAAACGCCAAGAUGUGGAAUGGUACAGGAAAAACAACCGCGGCAAUUUGGCCUCGGAAAACGCCAAGAGGUGGAAUGGUACAGGAAAAACAACCGUGGCAAUUUGGCCUCGGAAAACGCCAAGAGGUGGAAUGGUACAGGAAAAACAACCGUGGCAAUUUGGCGUCGGAAAACGCCAAGAGGUGGAGCGAGACGGAGAUCGACCGGCGAAAUUGAACAUCAGAAAACACCAAGAGGUGGAAUGGUACCGGAAAAAACGCCGCAAUUUGUCCUCAGAAAACACCAAGAGGUUGAAUGGUACAGGAAAAACUGCCGCAAUUUGGCCUCGGAAAACACCAAUAAGUGGAGCGAGACGGAGAACGACCGGCGAAAUUGAGCGUCCGAAAACACAAGGAGGUGGAAUGCGACGGGAAAAACCACCGCCGAAAUUUGGCCUCAGAAAGCUACAAGAGAUGGAAUUCGAGAGGAACAGCGACUGCCGAAAUUUGGCCGCAGCAAACACUGCCAAAAGGGACAGGACGGUGGUACCUCGAGAAUUUGAUGGCGGAAGACCCCAAAACUUUGACGGGUGUCAAUUCGUUCUUUAUUCAGUUUCAUUUAAUAUGCCAUUCAACUCUGUGUGUCUUUGAUUCAGUGUUUAAUAAAAUUGA